Messenger RNA from Spizellomyces punctatus DAOM BR117, 1277 nucleotides. RefSeq lists its product as uncharacterized. The coding region runs from base 54 to 1175 and encodes 373 amino acids. The transcript is spliced from 3 exons. The record is from RefSeq and is a predicted model, not a curated record. Lineage: Eukaryota; Fungi; Chytridiomycota; Chytridiomycetes; Spizellomycetales; Spizellomycetaceae. Gene Ontology annotation, biological process: lipid metabolic process.
UUUGACGACGAUUCGUUCGAGGCGAUGCGAGUUCACCUCGAUUUCACCCACCAAUGUCCCUUUUCACGUCCUUCUCACCUGCCUCUCUCGUAGCCUUGAAUGUUCUUUUCUUCUAUGGGCUUACGUUUUUGACCUAUUUUAUUAUCCAUGCAUUACCUGUGUCCGCCUUAAGAUCUUGCAUUCUCUUGUCCAUAUGCGCAAGCUAUCUGGUGACAACGCCAUUUAUCCUACCACACCCCGGGCAAUAUGCUCGUUUGUUCAUGACGACAAUUGCAUGGGUAUUUGCCCUUCGGACUUGGGAGAUCCUCAAUAAUGCUGCUCUUGAAUCAUCAAUAAAGGGCAACGUCAGGCACUUUUGUGGAUAUCUACACGCCUUUGUCGACAGAAAGAACCCGCAUCUUCGAGAUCCAGGCGAGCGCCGGGAGCGGUUUUUGAGGAGAACGGGAAGGGGCAUCCUCAAGCUUGUGGGCUUCCACUUUGCGUCCUGCACCGUUCCGUUCCUCAAUGGGUCUGAAGCUGCAGAAUUCUGGGCGGGGACGACUUAUUUAUCACCUUCUCGAUACAUUGCAACCGUGCUAGCAGGCCUGAUCAUGUAUUUAUGGAUGGGCGGUAUCGCGGACGUGUUGUUUUCCAUCAUCGAGUUUCUAUUACGAGUUCGUACACGGGACAUGUUUGAGCGGCCCUACGCGGCUACAUCUCUACGGGCCUUUUGGAGAUGGAGAUGGAAUGGGCCUUUCCAAGAAUGCCUGGCAAGGGCCAUCAUUGGUGGCGGCCCGAACGAAAGAGUGAGAUAUAAUGAAAAAGAAAAGGUGGACGAGGAAAGGAAUGACGCGAAACCUCCUUCGAUGUCCGCAACCAUGCUUGCUGCCUUCAACAUAUUCUUGCUAUCGGGAGUCUUUCACGAGCACGUGAACUUUGUUGCAUUCAAGGAAGUCUCUGCUCAAAAUUGCAUGUUCUUCCUGAUCCAGUUCGUGGGACUGGCUAUGGAGCUGCAGUGGUCUCGAACAAAGAUGUACAAGUCCUUGCCCAAUCCCCUAAGAUGGUGUGCGGUGCUCCUCUUUGCUGCAUUGUCAGGGUCCCUGUUCGUGGCACCUUACAUGCACAAUGGAGGGUUGAAGGCUUUUCCUUUUCCAGAUUUUGGAUGCGUUUCAUGGUGGCCGCAAAUACACCUCUGAGCAGCGGGUAUAUAGAACGUAUUUAAUAUAUAGCGAAUACAAUCUAAAGGUAGUUGCACUAUUCGACGAAUCUGACGACAAUCUGAUCUGCUAUGAACUCGG